CGAUUGGCCAUUUUAUUUACAACCCUCUUCCCGUUGGUUGCUUGCUGCCCCCAGUGAGCGUCACUAGUGUUAUAUAAACCCCUCACCUGCCUGCAGAACUUUGUCACUGGAGGCACAACCCACUGAAGACAGCCAAGAUGAAAGUAAAGGAAAUGUCAAUCAAGGAGGGGAAAGAGUUCAAGGUCCGCAUCAAACCCAAGGACGACUGCAACUCCUUCGCCAUCAACAUCGGCCAUGACUCGGACAACAUCGCCAUGCACUUCAACGCCCGCUUCGACCACUGCGGCGACGUCAACACCAUCGUCUUCAAUUCCCUGUCCGGGGGAUGCUGGGGGGAUGAGCACCGCGAGGGAAACUUCCCAUUCGUACGUGGGGAGGAAUGCAAGUUUCACAUCAACUUCAACAAUGAGCAGUUCUACAUCAAGCUCCCCGAUGGCUCCAUGCUGAACUUCCCCAACCGACUGGGAGACGUUAAGUACAGCUACUUCGACGUCAGCGGAGAAGCAAGGAUCAUCGGCAUCAAGCUCAAGUAGAAGUUCAACUCUUCUGAGCCCUCCACCUUUUUAUGUGUCGCUUUAAUGGUGUGUUCUCCAACAGUGAAGGCAGGCCCAGGCCUCCUGUUGUAAUAAGAGAAACCGGCCUACAG
Messenger RNA from Cottoperca gobio, 646 nucleotides. RefSeq names its product beta-galactoside-binding lectin-like. Gene Ontology annotation, molecular function: laminin binding; galactoside binding; carbohydrate binding. The transcript has 4 exons. The record is from RefSeq and is a predicted model, not a curated record. Lineage: Eukaryota; Metazoa; Chordata; Actinopteri; Perciformes; Bovichtidae. Bases 138 to 533 code for a protein of 131 amino acids.